Sitodiplosis mosellana (orange wheat blossom midge) is the source of this 1120-nucleotide messenger RNA. It is a transcript of the gene Rrp4, whose product is annotated as exosome complex component RRP4. Gene Ontology annotation, biological process: nuclear polyadenylation-dependent rRNA catabolic process; poly(A)-dependent snoRNA 3'-end processing; TRAMP-dependent tRNA surveillance pathway. The record is from RefSeq and is a predicted model, not a curated record. Gene Ontology annotation, cellular component: cytoplasmic exosome (RNase complex); nuclear exosome (RNase complex). The transcript is spliced from 4 exons. The coding region runs from base 76 to 969 and encodes 297 amino acids. NCBI's taxonomy places the organism in Eukaryota, Metazoa, Arthropoda, Insecta, Diptera, Cecidomyiidae. Gene Ontology annotation, molecular function: RNA binding.
AUUGUCACAUUUGAUUUGUAAGUGUGUUGCGGUGAUUUCGUUUAAUAGUCGAAUUAGUGAACAUUUAAAAGGGAAAUGACGACAAAUAUUGAUAUGCGAUUAGCAUCGAACCGUAUUUCCAAUACGGUAUCCUACACAGAAAAUGCUAUGCCACGGCUUUUUACGCCGGGCGAAGUUAUUACUUCACAACAAGGUUUUAUGCGGGGACACGGAACAUACGUCAAAAAUGAUGAAAUUAGAGCUUCUGUAGCUGGGGUUAUGGAAAAAGUGAACAAGUUGAUAUCGGUUCGUCCGUUCAAAAGUCGAUAUGUUGGCGAGAUAGGAGACGUGAUCGUUGGACGCAUUUUUGAAGUCCAACAAAAGCGAUGGAAAGUUAAUACGAAUUCACGUUUGGAUUCAAUACUGUUCCUUGCAGCAGUCAACUUACCGGGAGGUGAGCUACGACGUCGGAAUACUGAGGAUGAACAAAUGAUGCGGAAGUUCUUACAAGAAGGUGAUUUAAUAUCCGCUGAAGUCCAGAACGUCUUUGUCGACGGCAGCUUAUCAUUACACACACGAAGUUUAAAGUAUGGAAAAUUAUCACAAGGCGUUUUGGUGAAAGUUUUUCCGUCACUCAUCAAGCGCUGUAAAACACAUUUCCAUAAUUUAACUUGCGGCGCAUCGGUGAUAUUGGGAAAUAAUGGCUUCAUUUGGAUUUCACCAACCAUAAACACGGAUAUUGAGGGGAGUGGUGGUUUCACACAGAAUUUAAGCGAACCAAUUGCACGGCCCGACCGUGAAGUGAUUGUUCGAUUGAGAAAUUGCAUAUUGGCAUUGGCUCAAUGCAAAAUGAUGCUCUACGAUACUAGCAUUCAGUAUGCUUAUGAUGAGUCUUUAAAGUAUGAAGUCGAGGAAUUGCUAAAACAAGAAUCGAUUGUCGAUUUGGCGUUUUUAACACAACACAGACUUCGUAUCCAAGAUGAACAGUGAGCAAAAAAAUCAAAAUCAGCUACUUUGUCUAAGAAAUAAAAACCAAUAAUAAAAUCCAUAUUUUUCAUCGAAUAUUUUUUAAAUUUCCUUUUCUCUCUUUUUUAUUUAUGAUGAAAAUUGAAUAAAAAUCACAUGGGAGCUAAAACGUAAA